Molecule: messenger RNA, 950 nt
Organism: Notothenia coriiceps (black rockcod)
Lineage: Eukaryota; Metazoa; Chordata; Actinopteri; Perciformes; Nototheniidae
Product: zinc finger MIZ domain-containing protein 2-like
Exons: 6
Coding region: 456-950 (164 amino acids)
Source: RefSeq, a predicted model, not a curated record
CCUGAUUCCUCCACCGGCAGCGUUGCAGAUGGAAUACACUGAAGCUAACGUCAGACUCCGCAGAGUUAAUUGUAGUAAUUAAUGUCAUACUUCUGUUUAAUUUGCGAGGAUGGUGUCGCCCACUGAAGCCGGGUAAUCAGACUCAGAGGCCGGAGCGGCAGGGAAGGCUAUAUCUGCCUGGAGUUCAAGCAAGGACUCCUUGGUUAAAUAUUGGCCUCCGUGCAGGAUUCUAUUGGGCCAAUUGUGGAUAUUUCAGGGCGUAUUUGAACCGGAUUCUCUCGGCAGUGGAGGUGGCUUUUGGUGGGUUCGGUUCUUGAUGCCCGGAGGGCCAGAGGAUCCAACAUUAAGCAGCCCAGACUGCGGAGCCCCGGAGUAGGGCUCGAACACCGGGGAGUACAGAAGGAGUUAGUCUGUCUGAUUGGACUCCGUCGGGCCACCAGGCCCCCCCCCUCACCAUGAACCCUAUGAACCAGAUGAAGGCGGGACUGGCCAACAACCCACACAGUGACGGUUCGUACCCCUAUGACCCCUCCGGCUGGCAGCAGCCCAACAAUCAGCCGACAGGAUCCCUCUCCGUGGUAACCACAGUCUGGGGAGUGACCAAUCCCUCAGCCAGCCAGGGCAUGGGAGGAGGAGUAAUGGGGCCCGGGGGCAACCCAGGCGGGGGUCCCAUGAUGCAGGGCCCUGGGGGUCCGGGCAUGGGCGGUGGACCAGGAGGCUACAUGGGUCAGCAGGGCUAUGGAGAGCCCAGCAAAGGCUACAUGAACCAGGGCAUGUACGGCCGGAACACUGGCGGCUACGCUGGAGGACCGGGGGGGUAUGCAGGGAGUUACCCGUCGAACCCCGGCGGCUCCAGAGGCUCGGCUGACUUCUCGCAGGCUGCUGCCUAUGAGGUGUUGUUUCACACAUUUUUGCAACUCCAAAACAUUUCAAUUUACCUUCUCUAUUAG